Molecule: messenger RNA, 1360 nt
Organism: Phyllostomus discolor (pale spear-nosed bat)
Lineage: Eukaryota; Metazoa; Chordata; Mammalia; Chiroptera; Phyllostomidae
Product: keratin, type I cytoskeletal 18-like
Biological process (GO): intermediate filament cytoskeleton organization
Cellular component (GO): keratin filament
Molecular function (GO): structural molecule activity
Source: RefSeq, a predicted model, not a curated record
CUUGGCUUCUCACCUUCCUCCCUGAACAUCAUGAGCUUCAGCACACACUCCAUCUUCUCCACAAGCUAUUGGACCAUGGGCUCUGUGCAGUCACCCCGCUACCAUGUCCCACCAGCCAGCAGCGUGGCCAGCGUCUAUGCAGGUGCCAGGGGCUCCUGGAUCUCUGUGUCCUACUCCACCAGUGUGCAGGGAAGCUGGGGAUCUGGGGUCCUGGCCACAGGUAUGGCUAGUAUUCUGGUGGGCAUAGAGGGCAUCCAGAGUGAGAAGGAGACUAUGCAAUGCCUGAAUGACUGCCUGGUCUCCUACCUGGAGAGGGUGAGAAGUCUGGAGGCUGAUAAUUGGAGACUGGAGAGCAAAAUCCAGGAACACUUAGAGAAGAAGGGAACCCAGGUCAGAGACUGGGGGCAUUAUUUCAAGACCAUCGAGGACCUGAGGGCUCAGAUCUUUGCAAAUUCUGUGGACAAUGCCCACAUCGUUCCGAAGAUUGACAAAGCCCAUUUUGCUGCUGACGACUUCAGAGUCAAGUAUGAGAUGGAGCUGGCCAUGUGCCAGUCUGUGGAGAAUGACAUCAAUGGGGUCCAAAAGGUCAUUGAUGACACCAAUAUUACUCGGCUGCAGCUGGAGACAGAGAUAGAGGUUGUCAAGGAGGAGCUGCUCUUCAUGAAGAAAAACCAUGAGGAGGAAGUAAAUGGUCUACAAAACCAGACUGCCAAUACUGUGUUGACUGUGGGGUUGGAUGCCCCCAAAUCUCAGGACCUAGGCAAAAUCAUGGCAGACAUCUGGGCCCAGUAUGACAAGCUGGCUUGGAAGAACCAAGAGGAGCUGGACAAGUACUGGUCCCAUCAGAUUGAACAGAGCACCACAGUGGUCACCUCGCAGACCACUGCUGAGACAUUCAUGGAGCUGAGACAUACAGUCCAGUCAUUGGAGAUUGACCUGGACUCAAUGAGGAAUCUGAAGGCCAGUUUGGAGAACAGCCUGAGAGAGGGGCAGACAUGCUAUGCCAUGCAGGUGGAACAACUCAAUGGGAUCCUGCUGCACCUGGGGUCAGAGCUGGCCCAGACCUGGGCAGAGGGGCAGAGCUAGGCCCAGGAGUAUGAGGCCCUGCUGAGCAUCAAGGUCAAGCAGGAGGCUCAGAUGGCCACCUACUGCAGCCUACUGGAAGAAGGGGAGGACUUCAAUCUUAUUGAUGCCCUGGACAAGAGCCCCUCCUUACAAACCAUCCAAAAGACCACAACCCGCAGGAUUGUUGAUGGUAGAGUCGUGUCUGAGGUCAACGACACCAAAGUUUUGAAGUAUUAAAGGCAGCAGAAGUGGGGCACCCCUUGGCAGGGCAGGAGGCUAAUAAAAAGUUCAUUGA